UAAAAAAAACAAAACAAACAAACAGAAAAGUGUGAAAAUCCUUGAAUUACAUUACCUACCUAUCAGUUUAUCCUCAUAGUUUCCUCUCUCUUUCCUCUCCUGCAAAAUCUUCUCUCGUGUUGUUCGCAGAGGAGCAGAGAACAACAGGAGAGAGAGAGAAGGGGGCAUGGAGCGGCUUAUCUUCUCUAACCCUAUCCCCUUCAAAACUCAACUAAAAUCGCGUCAUUUUCUCCCUCGACUCGGCCGAUUUCACGCCGCCAAACUCCGUUUUUCAUCCUCAUCGCGCACCGAGUUCCGGCGACUCAACACGCUGUCCUGCAAACACGAGGACCAUUCUUCUCGUUCCUCUUCGUCUUCUUCAACGUCCCCGAUUAAUUACUCCGUCAAAACAUCGUCUUCCGUUUCUUCACCGGUUGACUCAGAGACUGCAGAACGAGCUUCGCAUCAUCAAAAGGCAGUUUCUGCUGGUAUUGUUAUACUUGGAUCAAUCGCAGCGAUAUUACUUCACACAAUCGUUGCGUCACCAGCUUUUGCAAGUUUUCAGACAACAUCGAAGACCGGGGGUCCAGCAGCUGCUGCCCUAGGGAGAAGACUUUUACGAACUGAAUUACUGAGUAGUGCUUGGACUGGUUUCUUUGCCGGUUGCUUACAUACACUAUCAGGUCCUGACCACCUUGCAGCUUUGGCACCACUCUCAAUUGGCCGCACCAGAUUGGAAAGUGCUGCUGUUGGAGCCCUCUGGGGCUGUGGCCAUGAUGCCGGACAGUUGAUUUUCGGCUUGCUAUUUCUACUACUUAAGGAUCGACUCCACAUUGAAGUUCUCCGAACUUGGGGCACAAGAGUAGUGGGUUUUACUCUUCUUCUUAUUGGUGCUAUGGGAAUCAAGGAGGCUUCAGAAGUCCCAGCCCCUUGUGUUGCCUUGGAAAAUGGUGAAUGUGACGUCGGUGUCUAUGGAACCCUUGAAAACCCUAAUAUUGGGAGGAAGAAAAUCGGGUUUGCAACUUUUGCCACAGGGAUUGUCCAUGGGCUGCAACCCGAUGCACUGCUGAUUAUCCUACCUGCUCUUGCUUUACCUUCUCGCCUAGCUGGUGCUGCAUUUCUAGGUAUGUUCUUGAUCGGGACAGUAACAGCUAUGGGUGGUUAUACUGUAUUUAUAGGCUCCUGUAGUCAGGCAUUGAAAGAGAGGGUCCCUAGAAUAACCGAAAAGCUCACUUGGGCCUCUUCCCUUAUAGCAAUUGCUCUUGGAUUUGCCAUGAUCAUUAGCCAAUUCUUUGGAUUUAGCCUAUACUGAUUAAAAUAUGUUGUUUCUCAAGUUCCUUUCAAUGUUAGGAAAAUGUUUUAAGGGGAUUUAACAAUUUAGUGGUGGUAACAUUUAUCUUAUCUAGGAGAAUCACCAUCCUUGAUAGUUAUCUUGUUCGUCUUCAAUGGUUGUAAUUUUUAUUCACAGGAACCCUUCUGCAAUGCAGAAACCUUGUAAUUUUCGUGUAUGGUUAAAGAAUUCAGAUGGUCUAGCGGUGCACAUUUAUUUA
This is a messenger RNA of Cornus florida, 1529 nucleotides long. RefSeq names its product chloroplast protein FOR GROWTH AND FERTILITY 2-like. The transcript is spliced from 2 exons. NCBI's taxonomy places the organism in Eukaryota, Viridiplantae, Streptophyta, Magnoliopsida, Cornales, Cornaceae. The record is from RefSeq and is a predicted model, not a curated record. The coding region runs from base 167 to 1291 and encodes 374 amino acids.